This is a messenger RNA of Drosophila ficusphila, 757 nucleotides long. RefSeq names its product thioredoxin-1-like. The transcript is spliced from 2 exons. NCBI's taxonomy places the organism in Eukaryota, Metazoa, Arthropoda, Insecta, Diptera, Drosophilidae. The record is from RefSeq and is a predicted model, not a curated record. Bases 1 to 543 code for a protein of 180 amino acids.
AUGACGCAGGUCAUAUACAUAAGUCGAGCAUGCCUCAGCCGUGGUUCCCACCGAAAACACAAACUUGUGUUUCUAACGGUAAAUGCAUUCCGAUGGCAACAAUGGAAUAAGAGAAACGAAAAAGUAGAAGACAAAUUGGGUGUCGGGCCGCCGUCGUUGCCAAGCAACGAGAAAUUACGAAACAUUGGCAUAUAUGAUUUGAACAUUGGCAUAUAUGAUUUCCCUAAGGGCGAUCCUCGAUUGUCUUAUAAAAAGACAAUCGAGUCGUCGGGCGACAAACUCGUCGUCUUGAAUUUCUACGCUGAUUGGUGCGACUCCUGCAUGGAACUCGAGGGCACCGUGAAGGCGCUGGCCAGGAAGUACUCAUCCAAGGCAGUGAUAAUCAAAAUCGACGAGGACCACUUCGUAAAUCUGGCGGAACGCUACAAGAUCGACAUUAUCCCCACCUUCAUCUUUCUCAAGAAAAAGCACCGCUUGGCCUCGUACUCCGGUACCAAUAAGAUAAUGCUCACCAGGAUGAUGGCCAGAUUGGUGAAGUCCUAAGUCAUAUAUUGGAGCAGGCUCACAUUUAUGUAAUCAAUGUGAAUACAACAAAUAGCUAUGGCUAUAUGGACUUUUCCGCAAAAUCGAAAGUGUUUCACCUCUGCUACAAACUUUGCAAGGAAAAACUAUCCAAAACAUAUUAAUGGAAUCAAUAAAGAAACGCCUUUCCAUUUAUGAGCACAGGAUAUUAUGUAGGAUGGCAACGUUAUUGGAU